Molecule: messenger RNA, 5150 nt
Organism: Dermochelys coriacea (leatherback sea turtle)
Lineage: Eukaryota; Metazoa; Chordata; Testudines; Dermochelyidae
Gene: SNAP91
Product: synaptosome associated protein 91
Exons: 15
Coding region: 189-1319 (376 amino acids)
Biological process (GO): synaptic vesicle budding from presynaptic endocytic zone membrane; clathrin coat assembly; clathrin-dependent endocytosis
Cellular component (GO): clathrin-coated pit; synaptic vesicle; extrinsic component of presynaptic endocytic zone membrane
Molecular function (GO): SNARE binding; phosphatidylinositol-4,5-bisphosphate binding; clathrin heavy chain binding
Source: RefSeq, a predicted model, not a curated record
GGCGGGCGCGGGCUGCUGGGUGUCCCCUUUAAGAGCGCGGCGCGGGCGGGGCGCUCCCCCUACGGCACCUAGUGGACCGCACGUCCCGGUUUGGCCGCGCCGGGUCACCUGACUCCGCCGAGCCACAAACCUGAGGAGGGGCCGGGAGGAGCAGGAGGAAGAGGCAGCAGCACUAACAUUAGUCGAAGAUGUCGGGUCAGACGCUGACAGAUCGCAUCGCAGCUGCUCAGUACAGCGUUACAGGAUCAGCUGUAGCCAGAGCCGUCUGCAAAGCAACCACACAUGAAGUGAUGGGGCCCAAGAAAAAACACCUGGACUAUUUGAUCCAGGCAACCAAUGAGACCAAUGUUAAUAUUCCUCAAAUGGCUGAUACUCUUUUUGAGCGAGCAACAAAUAGUAGCUGGGUGGUGGUUUUCAAAGCCUUAGUUACAACACAUCAUCUAAUGGUUCAUGGCAAUGAGAGAUUUAUUCAGUAUUUGGCAUCUAGAAACACGCUAUUCAAUCUCAGCAAUUUUUUGGACAAAAGUGGAUCACAUGGAUAUGAUAUGUCUACCUUCAUAAGGCGUUAUAGUAGAUACUUGAAUGAAAAAGCAUUCUCCUACAGACAAAUGGCAUUUGAUUUUGCAAGAGUGAAGAAAGGAGCUGAUGGUGUAAUGAGAACAAUGAUUCCAGAAAAGCUGUUGAAGAGCAUGCCAAUAUUACAGGAACAAAUUGAUGCACUACUUGAAUUUGAUGUUCAUCCAAAUGAAUUGACAAAUGGCGUCAUAAAUGCUGCAUUUAUGCUUCUCUUUAAAGAUCUUAUCAAGCUUUUUGCAUGUUACAAUGAUGGAGUUAUUAACUUACUAGAGAAAUUUUUUGAAAUGAAAAAGGGACAGUGUAAAGAUGCUCUUGAAAUUUACAAACGGUUUCUGACUAGAAUGACCAGAGUAUCUGAAUUUCUUAAAGUUGCAGAGCAAGUUGGAAUUGAUAAAGGAGACAUUCCUGAUCUCACACAAGCUCCCAGCAGUCUUAUGGAGACCCUUGAACAACAUCUAAACACGUUGGAAGGGAAAAAACCUGGGAACAGUGAAGGGUCUGGUGCUCCUUCUCCAUUGAGCAAGUCUUCUCCAGCCACAACUGUUACAUCUCCUAAUUCUACCCCAGCAAAAAGUAUUGAUACCUCUCCACCAGUUGAUCUCUUUGCAACUUCAUCUACAGCAGCUCCAGUCAGCACUUCCAAACCAUCCAGUGAUCUUCUAGAUCUUCAGCCAGAUUUCACAUCUACUGGGCAAGCAGCUCCAACUGCUCCAGCAGAAGCGACUUCAUGGGGAGGCAAGUGAGAUCUGUAGAAGAUAGGCACCAUGAAAAUUCUCAACUAUUGGCUCUAUUACUUCUUGGAUUUCUUAAUCAGCCCUUGCUCAGUGAGUGGUGGUAUUUUUUUUAGUUGGCCUGUAAGUGUAUUAACAAUCUUAGGAAUCCUAAACGUUGAAACGCUAUUUCCUGAAAUACUUACAGCUGAACAAAACUGCUGUUAUCUGCAGCUGUAUCUGCAUAGCCACAAUAUGCAAAAUCCUAAAAAAUUUCAGUUCAGGCUAAUGCUACUUUAUAUCAGAAACAUUUCAUGGACUCAAAUUCUCUGAAAUUUCUAAGGAAGAAGAGGCUUUUUGGGCAAUGUAUUUUAUAUAUCUGGUCAGUAUUUUCUCUGAUUUUUGAACUCUUAGAGCAGCAACUCUUGUGGAUCUUCUAGCUCUAAAGUUUUUUCCGUAUUAACCACCUAUUUUCAAAGAUCUUAAGGCCAGAAAGGAAAAUUAUGAUCAACUCUCCUAACCUUCUUUCUACAGAAUACAUGCCGUAGAAUGUCACCUAGUUUUUCCUGCAUGAAGCCUAUAACUUCUGGUUAAGCUAGAGCAUAUCCUUUUUAAGGACAUCAAAUCUUGAUAUAAAGACUUCAAGUAAUGGAGAAUCCACUACAUAAGUUGUUCUAGUGGUUAAUUCCCCUCUGUGUUAAAGAUAUAACAAGAUCCAGUGGUUGGGAGCCGGAGCUAGACAAAUUCACGAUUGUCCCUUCUAUGUAGAUAUUUGUAGACCAUGACCUCUUAAUCUUCUCUUGGAUAAACUGCAUAGAUGAAGCUAUUUUCAUCUUCCUUGGUAAAGCAGGUUUUCUAGACCUCAAGUCGUUCUUGUAAUAGUUUUCUGAAUUUUUUUCCAAUCUGUCUACAUCCUUUUUAAAGCAUGGGUAACCGAACUGGACAGAGUAUUUCAGUAAUAAUCUUACUAAUACCAUCUAUGGGGGUAAUAAUACCUCCUUACUUCUCAAUAUUUCCUCUUGUACAUCUAAGCGAUGUGUUUCCUCUUAGCCAUUGUAUUGUACUGGAGCUCAUGUUUAGUUGGCUGUCCACUAUGACCAUAAGUCUUUUUCUGUAUUCCAGAGUAUUUGUCCCCUCUCCCAGUCCUAUAAGUGUGACCUAUAUUCUUGGUUCCUAGAAGUAUGACCUUGCAUUAACUAUGUUAAAAUGUGUGUUCAAGUGACUCCAGCUUACCAUGCAUUUCAACUCAGUGUGUAGAACUGACUUAUCCUUGUUGUCUGCUCCACCAGUUUUUAUCAUCUGCGGAUUUUAUUGGCAAUUAUCAAUGAUCUGGAAGAAAACAAGAUUUAAAUGUGGAAUAGCAUUGAGUCCAAAACAGAUGGCAAUAGGUCCCCACUAAAAAUGCCCUCAAUUAAUGAUGUUUACUCAUUUACAGUUAUUUCUUUAUCUAUCUAUCUAUCUAUCUAUCUAGACAGCUUGUAACAGAUUUAAUAUGGGCUACAUUGUUUUUUGUAUUGUGUUAAUUUUUAAUUAGUCAUGUGGUAUCAAGUGAAAUACCUUACAGAAAUCUAUAUAUGGUCAACAUAUGCCUUUAUCAACCAAACUUUAAUCUCCUCUUAAAAAAAAUAGGCCAAACUUGAUUAUUUUAUCUUUCAUAAAAAUAUAUUGUCUGGAAAUAAUUAUGCAGCCAUGCUUUAAUUCUUCAUUGAUGGCAUCCUGUAUUGGCCUUUCUAUGAUUUUGUCUUGGAUCAUGGUCAAGCUAAGCACCCUGUAGUUACCCAGGUUAUCGUAUUUACCUUUUAUAAAUAGUAGCAUAUUAGCUUUUAUCCAGGCCACUGGAUUUUGUUUAAAUAUCAACGUUGCAAACAUCUCAGCCAAUUCCUCUAAAAAUCCUUAGGUGCCCAUUAUCUGCAGAAUUAAAUUCACAAUUGUUCUUUAGCAUUUUUAAACAUCUUAAUUACAGUUGAAGUAGAAAGUAUUUCAUUAUCAUGUGAAUGUCCUCCAACUUGUUUCUGCAUACAGAACAAAAAUAUUUUUGAACCCUUCUGCCAUAUCUAAGUCUAUGACAAUUUUAGCAUCCUUAUCUGGUAAUGUACCUAUAACACAACUAGAAUUUCUUUUGUUCUUGAUGUAAUAAGUUCCUUCUUAUUUUCUUAUAACUUACUGAAUGUAAUUUUUAAUACCCUUUUAACCAUUUUAUUAGGAAAGCACUUGUUUUGACAAUUUGAAUUAUUUUUUUAUUCUAAUAAGUCUCUACUUUACCAUUGGCAGUAAUACAAAUAUGGUGACGGGUUAAAUAUGUAGUAACUCUGUGUGAGAUAAUAUGCUAUGGCAAGGAAUAACUCUGUGCCUUACUCUGACACAUCCUUCAGGCAACUGGCAAAUCCAUUAAAGUAUUAUGUACUGGAAUAGGUUGUUUUUUAUAUAUUUUGUGAGGUUUCUUUAUUUUGAAACUGGGAUUUAUUUUUUCAGUCUUGGGGGAUAAGAUAGGAUUUAAAAUUAGCUCUAAAAAUUAAGUUAAAUUUACCUAACUAAAUAUCCAGGACUCCAUAAGAGAAUGCAAGCAGUCAGUAAAUGUAUUUUAGAUUCUCUUCCUGUUGCUUUGCUGAAAUUUGUACACUGUGGAAUACGCUUUCAUAAAAGCUAGGCUUCCUUUCCCAUGGGGUACUCUGGGCUUCCCAUCCACUUCCUUCCUCAGUGCUCUUGCAUCAGUUAUUGCAAUUCAGCAGAGGAAAUCAGAAUGCUGCUAUUUUCCAGUGUUUGUACACUUGUCAGGUAAAGGGACAUUGUUGGAAAGCAACAAUAGAUGUUUAUGCUUCUACUCCCUAUCCUCCUCUGUGUUAUGUGCCACCUGCACGCAAAGCCAAAAGAGCUUGAUACUCAAAGCCAGAUCAACUCAUUAAAUGGUUUAGGAAUGAUUCAGACACAAGUGGGGAGGAGAAAAAAAAAUGAGGUUUCUCCUGAUAGUCAACUUUUAAAUGGUCACUAGGUAAAAUAAUUAAAAAGAAACUUAUACUGUCCUUAGGUCUUAAAGGUUAAUUGUAAACAAAAGCGUAUUUAUCUUCAACUGGAUAUGGGGCUGCCUUCUUUUAAGAAAGGGGAGGAUAGUUCAGCAAGGUAUAUGGUGAUUGCUUUAGGUUCCAAAUGUCCAUCCCCCACUGCUUCUAGCUGUCUCCUUUUUUCAUUGGUGUUCCAACAUACCUUAUAUUGCAUCCACCACAGAACUCUGUAAGAAUAGGGACUGCCUGAGGGCGUUGUUUAUCAUAAUAUGCCAUUGUCAACUUCAUCUCUUUACAAUGUAAAAUUAAAAUAAUAAUAAACUAAAGAAAGUAUGAGAUGGGAUGCACAAGUAUGGAGUAUUUCACCAUUCAUAUGAACCUUGUGCUACAGUUGAAGUGAGUUAUUCUAGAACGAAGACAUGAACAUGGCAGAAAAAAUUGGAUAAAUUAAAUUUAUAACUGGUCAAGGCUCUUCAUUCGUCCCGACUUCUUCCUUUGCAUCAGUCUAGACAGCAGCUCUCACAAGUAUUGAGAAGUCGACAGUCUACUUGUCUUCAUAUGCCACAUAUUCCUUUCUUUCAGCAAUGCCAAGCAGUUGUAAUGUGUGAACCAAAAGUUUUAACAUUCUCUUAUAGCUUGUAACAUCUUCUUGUAGGAUUCAAGAAACUUGAGUCUCUAGGCUUCAAACCUCGACUAAUUUUAUAUGCUGAAAGAAGUUUAGAAAUGUGGAUCUAGAGAUAGGGAAAAGAAACCAUGACACUAAGAAAGAGAGAAUAGCAGUUGUGGCUAAAAGCCUGUUUUUAUUUUUACAGUUUAAGGCACAUCAGAAACUUUGUUUUUAGUACAGUGACAUAAUCUAUAUCAC